GUGGUGGAUGGGAGAGACAGGCCGUCCUUGGUUAGUCCAGGCCUGACCUCUACUGCGGCCAUAUCGACGCUUGUAGAACGAAGGAUCCGCAGAGGAGAGCUUCGACUGCUGUUCAUUUUGAACAGUAUUUCAUAUAAGUGUCUGGGGGGAGGUGAGGGCAAAAGCUGUUCUGGCGCAGGCCCGGAUAUUCGUGCCGUAUUCACGUGUCAUCACCAGUGAUUCAAGCUCCGCCACUUCAUCGUCCGGGCCUGUUUCGAUCUCCCUCCAGUAACGCCGCUUGCGAGUACUAAUGCCAAUGCAAUUCUCUUCUCACACUAUCGAGUGUCCCCAGAGCUCCAUUGACCCCAAUGGCGUCAAGCUGAAAAUGUGUGCCAAGCGCUACACAGCCGGCGGAAAUGGGACGGCGGACGCGGGCAGCGACGGAUUGACACUGCUGUUUGCGCACUGCAUUGGAGCUCACAAGGAGAUAUGGGAAUCCGUCAUCGAGCGACUUUUCAGCCUGUCCGGGGGGCGAGUCGCCGAGGCUUGGUCCUUUGAUUGGCAGACGCACGGGGAUUCGGCGGUAGUGAAUCGCGAGACGUUUGAAAGAAGCCCUGGGAGAGCACAUACUGGAGUGACUGCGGCGGAAUGGGCUGCCGGUGUGUCCGCCUUUAUAGACGGACCGUUAGCAAAAGGCAAACGAUUGGUCGGAAUCGGUCACUCUGCCGGUGGUGGUGCAAUGGUCCUGACGAAUGUGAACCGACCUCUCCGUUCACUCCCCUUCGUCAGCCUCAUCCUCAUCGAACCGAGCAUCAUCCCGCGGGAGCUGUUCUAUCAAGAGAUUGAGGAACGGGUCUCGACCAUGGAAUUUAUUGUCACUGCGACCGAGUCGAGGCGAGAGCGGUGGCGGUCUGCGGAAGCGGCGUACACCUGGAUGCGGAAGCGGGUGCCAUGGGAAAGCUGGGACGAGAGGGUUCUCCGGAAACUGACGGUGUGCAGAGAUCCGCUUUCUCGGUUUGUUCCGCCGCUGACAGCUGAUCUGAAGGAACAUGGCCUUGAAGGGCCGUCUGACGGUGGGGUGACCACGAAGCUCGAUCGGAAGCUGGAGGCGCUUGGGUAUACCGACGUUGAGUCGCACUUCCUCGCGCCGGUAGAGCUGGGCAGGAUAUGCGAUUCAGUGCCUGUGCACUUCGUGUGGGGCAGUGAAUGUUUGGUUCCUGAAUUUGUACAACGCGCGUUGACCGACGGAACAGAAGGACGGAAAGCUACGUCAGUCUCUACCGUUGAUGGGGGGCACCUGAUCGUGCAGGAGAAUCCAGAUGGCACCGCUGACGCUAUAUGGAAGAUAUUAUCUACUUCGACUUUGCCUCCGACCCCACUGGGCAAACUUUGACUUUAUCUCCACAUUCAUUGUACCUGUCACAGAUACCUAUUGUCGCACACAUCCAGGAACCUCUCCGUAAAUCUAUUGUGUGGUGACGCGGUCAAUGGUCUCGAUCACCGAUCGCGCCAUUCAAAACGGCGAUCAUGCGCACACGUGACCGCGACACAUUCUCUCCUUUCCUUCUUACCACAUUUCUCGGCCUCCACAUUCGCUUGGUAUUCUAUUGUAUCUUAUUCCCCCAGAUCUCGGAUGGCGGACCCGGAUUUCAAUUCAAGGCACGAUUGCGAAGAGCCGGGCUUGGGCGAGUCGUGGGUUAUCCUUAACCGUGACGAGUGUUUUCUGGAGGCGGCCACCAUUGGGGAACCAAGCGUGCAAGGCGGGGCAAAUCUGAUUUCGUUCGACUCUGGCGAUAUGGCCUUCCUCGCCGCGUCGGGCGAGAGGAAGCAGACGCAGGCCACGACGAUCCCACGCUCGGACCCGGCCUCCGGCGCGCGCCACAUCACGCUGCUCGACCUAUCCCCGGCAGACGACCUCGCCCCGCCCGCCGACGCCGCUGCCGGGGUCCGCUCGAAGCCGCCGAGCGAGAACCCGAACGUGUACAUCAACGGGCUGCCGCCGUACUUCCGCGACGAACAGCUCAUGGCGAUGGUGCGCAAUUUCGGGGAGGUGGUCAGCGUCAAGUGCUUCACGCGUCAGACCGCGCGGGCGUCGGGGUACGGAUUUGUGUUAUUCAAGACUAUGGAGGCGGCGGAGAAGUGUAUUGAGACGCUGAAGAAGUGCGACUUGCAUCCGUCGCUCUCCAAGGUCAAUAAACCUCCUCGCAUCAUAUGCAACCCCGCUCCUGCUAUGGCUCUUGACCAAAUGCCGAGCACGUCGUCCUUGUCGUCUGUGGCGUCCUUUGACAGCUUCACGUCGAGUGGGAGCGGGUCGUGUAAAAGCUUGAAGGACAAGCUCGCGGAGUUGGAGGAUCGCUCGAGUGCGAAUGUGUACAUUGAAGGUAUUCCGCUUGGCUCAGACAAAACAACUCUUUUGGAGCUUGUCUAUCCCUACGCGAUCCGAAGCUCUCGGUUCAUCACCAGCAAGGUCCCGAAUUCGAAGACGUUGAUCGCAUUUAUGAGGAUGGAAUCCAGAGAUGCGGCAGAGAGCAUCAUCAACCGCUUGAACGGAAAGAAAGUGCGCUCGUGGGACGGGAUCGAGAGUCGUAUAUUCCUGCGCAUUGCGGAUACGCUUGAUCAGCGAGAGCUCAGGAGAAACGAAUCUACGAUUCGCGACGAUUCAGGUCACCCACUGACGAUCGCCCACGCAACGCUGUUGAAUUAUCAUGCUCUCGAGUCGAUUGCUCCCCCUACGCUGGCAGCACCAAACAGGACUCUCGUAACUCCGCCUCCCCUUUCUUCGAACUUCCAUACGAAUACCAUCUACACGACGACCCCGGCUCCUCCCGGCACGAUCGAUAUCCAUGAGCUUCUCGCUUCCCGACGACGACAGCUGAUAAGCGGCAACGACCGACACGUUGACCCGACUGCCUUCUACGCGCCGUAUAACAUGAACACCUGCACCGGCAAUCCUCCGGCGCACUCGGCUGCAGAUAUGGUUUCUCUGUCAACUUUCAUGGCCGUGAUGAAGUCGCAACGGGACAUUCUACCGCAAUUCCCACCGCAACCACCGCUUCUGCCUAUCGGACGUAAUGUCAUGGCUCCCAGACGCUCGUCCGUAGCACAGACGCCGGCGUCCAGUUUUGAUUCACCGGUGUCCCGUGUUCUGAGUGGGAACGUACCGCUCGGAGUUAGGGCCGGCCAGCCCGGUCCCCACCCCGAAUACAAGCCUGCUUCUGGGUCGUCGUUCCAGUCGCGGACGGGGACGGGCACACCGACGCCCCGGGACUCGCUGGAUUACUGUCGUGACAAGAGUCCGCCGGCGUUCAGUCCGCACUCGGCUGUGCAUGCUCGAUGUCGGACUGUCCCGAGUAACCGGCAUUCGGUUGCGUCUGUAACGCGCGAUUCUUCUUCUGCUGGUGCUGGUGCUGGUGGUGGUAGGGUUCAAUUUGGGGUUGAUGGCGGUGUCGAGGGGCAUAAACGGGCGGCGUCGACGUCUGGUCCUGCUUUUGGUAUUGGUGGUGCGCCUGGCUUGAACCGCGUGUGGCUGGGACCGAGGGAGGUCCAAGUCGGGAACUUGCCUAGUGCGACUGCACGGCUGUGAUUUUGAUCAAGGAAUGUUUUCGGUCCGAUGUAUGGUUCUAGUGGUUCUAGCGGUAUUGGGUUUUCAUCUCUAGCGAUAUUUUUUGUAGUUUUGACUAGCCAUGGUUGUAGUAUAUAUCAUUAUCUCUCCGUUUUGCAUUGAAACUGUUCG
This is a messenger RNA of Mycena citricolor, 3712 nucleotides long. Lineage: Eukaryota; Fungi; Basidiomycota; Agaricomycetes; Agaricales; Mycenaceae. The record is from the annotation of a GenBank genome assembly.